Messenger RNA from Engraulis encrasicolus (European anchovy), 2607 nucleotides. RefSeq lists its product as uncharacterized. The record is from RefSeq and is a predicted model, not a curated record. The transcript has 4 exons. The coding region runs from base 1 to 2607 and encodes 868 amino acids. Lineage: Eukaryota; Metazoa; Chordata; Actinopteri; Clupeiformes; Engraulidae. Gene Ontology annotation, biological process: DNA integration. Gene Ontology annotation, molecular function: nucleic acid binding.
AUGGACAUGGCUGCGCUCGCUUCCCCAAUUAUCGCACUGCCCCGCUCACCUGUUGACAAUGACACUGAUUACUUGGCGUGCCAAGAAAGCCAUGGCUGUGUUGGGGCUCAUUCGCGAGAGGCCGAGAGACAGAAGCAGUUGGGGCUGCUGGGUCCAAUUGUGGGGAACGUUUGGUGGCGUUCGCGGUUGUUUAGGACCGCCGGCGCUGAAGACACCGGGGACCACUUAGUGACCCGGAACCUGGGUAGGACACAUCUGACCCACCACCAGAUUGACACCGGGCAAGCAAGGCCCAUCAAAAUGGCCCCUCGCAGAGUACCUCUUCACUUGCAACAAGAGGUGUCGGAGCACAUCAAGCAAAUGCAAGGAAAAGGCAUCAUCCAACCCUCCUGCAGUCCCUGGGCAGCACCUGUAGUACCGGUGAGGAAAAAGGAUGGUGGUUUGCGCUUUUGCGUCGACUACAGGAAACUAAAUGAGAAAAGUUUCAUCUUGGAUACAGAUGCGAGUGACACUGGUAUUGGAGCGGUGCUUUCGCAGGAGGGAGACCUGCCCGGGAGUACAUCUCAGAUAUGUGCAGUGGAUCAAAAAGGGGGGGAAUUGCCUCCUGAACGGGGGGAACCAACAUCAGACCCCCUGGACGAUGAUGCCUUGACCGAGGCCCAGCACGCUGACCCAGAGUUGAAAUUGCUGAUGAAGCUAAAAGCACAGAACGGGGACAGACGCGUGGCAUUGAAUACUUACCCGGACCUGAAGAAGUUUGGGUUGGUUUGGGACCAAUUAAAGGUACAGGGACGGAGGUUGGUACGGGUGUUGCCUGCAAAGCCAAAAUUACCUGCCAGAACCCAACUUGUGUUACCCGCGUCCUUGGUACCAGUAGUAUUACAGCAGUUACACGAUAAAACUACGGGUGCUCAUUUGGGAGUUCAAAAAAUACAAGGGAAAAUAAGGGACAGAUUCUACUGGCCAGGGUGGUUUCAAAGGGUAAAGAAGUGGUGCCAGGAUUGUGGAGAAUGUGGGUCUCAGAAGCAGUCAGGUGCAACCCCCAGGGCACCCAUGGUGACCUCUGCCACUUCGGCUCCCUUUGAGAGGAUAGCAAUAGAUAUUCUGGGUCCCUUGCCUAAAACGGAGCGUUCUAAUGUGUACAUCAUGGUGGUGGGGGACUAUUUCUCAAAAUGGACAGAAGCUUAUCCUAUCCCCAACCAGGAAGCAGAGACGUUGGCCAGAGUGUUAAUGAACGAGUGGGUCUCUCGCUAUGGCACUCCAAGGAGCUUGCACUCUGACCAAGGUCGCAGUUUCGAGUCCAAUCUAUUCCAGCAACUGUGUCAUUUGCUGGAUAUAAGUAAGACCAGAACCACACCAUACCACCCACAAUCGGACGGCAUGAUAGAAAGAUUCAACCGUACACUUUUGUCUAUGUUAGUCUUUUAUGUGGAUGAAAAUCAACAGAACUGGGAUAGUCUUCUUCCAUUUGUGAUGAUGGCCUACAGAAGUAGCGUGAAUGCCACUACAGGUUUUACCCCCCAUAAAGUCUUGUUUGGUAGGGAGAUGGUUUUACCAAUCGAUGUAAUGUUAAACAUUGAUGUAAAUGAAAAGUUCCCCUCGGCUAAAGGCUAUGUGGAAAGGUUAACUGAAAGCUUGUCUACAGUGUUGGAGGCAGUAAAGAAACACCAGGCUAGAGCUUCAGAAAACCAAAAGUUUUAUUUUGAUUUUAAAGCACAACACCAGUCUUACUCAGUGGGGGAAUUUGUGUGGGUAAGAAAUAAAGCCAGAAAGAAGGGGGUGAGUCCAAAACUACAGAAAAGAUUCAAGGGACCUUUCCGAGUUAUUGAGCGAGUAUCAGACGUGCUUUAUCGAAUACAACCAGAAGGGGGAGUCUCCAGUAAUGUUGUGCAUUUUAAUCUGCUAAAACCCUGUGUGUCUCCUACCGUUACAGAACCAAUGCCACAGCUGGGGGCCCAAGUCCAUGACCAGCCGGCAACAGGGUCAUCUCUGCAGCUUGGGCGGAGGGGUGAGAGGCCACCGGGUGGUGCCAGUCGGGUGUUCCGGCGGUCGAGGGGUCCUGCUGUGGGGAGCACGGGGGCUCCUAUGGCUGCCAGAGCUGUGCCCAGGGUUAUCCCAUCUGCAGUCGGAGGGUCCCAGAGGUCGGAGGCAUCCACAGGAAACCCAGCCAGGGGGACCAGAUCGACUUCUGCUCCUGUGGUCUCUGAUGGUGUGGCCGCCGACGGGGCAGCUGCGGGUGGGACAUCCGGUUCAUCUGCUGCAGAGGGUCUGCUGUCGCCUGAGGCAUCUGCUGUGGAGGACUUCAUCCUGCCACCCGAGUCUGGUGCCCAGGAGACACCUGAGGUUGCUGGGGAGGAGUCCGGCCUGUCAGCAGCAUUGGCUGCUGGGGGGUCCUGCGUCCCAGUUGCUUCAGCUGGGGGGGAGGUCAGUUGGCCUUCCACGGAUGGAGAACCUGGUUCUCCAAACGAAGAGCAUCCCCAGCCGGAGCUGGGGACAUCGCCAGGGGGGUCACUACUUCCAGGUAGUCCGGCGGCUGGUGACCUGGGCCGGCCGGAGCGUGCAAGAAGGCGCCCUGCAUGGUGCCAAGACUAUGUUGUUUCUUUGUGA